Oncorhynchus masou masou (cherry salmon) is the source of this 8362-nucleotide messenger RNA. RefSeq names its product disks large homolog 5-like. The record is from RefSeq and is a predicted model, not a curated record. NCBI's taxonomy places the organism in Eukaryota, Metazoa, Chordata, Actinopteri, Salmoniformes, Salmonidae. Gene Ontology annotation, biological process: negative regulation of hippo signaling; regulation of apoptotic process. Gene Ontology annotation, cellular component: plasma membrane. Gene Ontology annotation, molecular function: protein binding. The transcript is spliced from 37 exons. The coding region runs from base 472 to 6909 and encodes 2145 amino acids.
UUGGCAGGGGAACUACAGCUGCUGCGCUCGAGUCAUGGUGGAGGUUGCGGUUCUGGGGAAAGGCUCUUAAAGAGUUGUACUACUUUUCAGCAUGUCGGUCGAACUCGAUUUAGAAAGACCGGAUUUAAUGGGUAUACGAUGCGGACCACUUCAGACGUAGCCUAAUAGUCACGAAAACGGAGGAAAAGUUGGAUCUUGAACGCUGUGGUAAAAUGUAACCCUUUUCCUUAGCGCACCAGUCAACAGCCCUGGGCAACAAAUAUGGCUACUUGGGUCUACUCUUCUUUCUAUUUGGGAUGAAAGGCGACACAAUUUGGCUAUGCACUACAAUCGCGGGACUACGACUGAACUCUUCCAAGAAGUGACCUAUCCAGAAAUGGUUACGGCUGAACUGUAUAGAGAUCUUAACGUGGUCAGCUGAUAAAACGUAGGCAACGCGGUAGUCGUGCAAAUAGCAGCGAGUUGAGAGAGAUGGAGUCUAAGCACAAAGAGUUGUUAGAUAAAUGCUACCAGAACUUACUGGAGUCAAUAACACAUGCAGAUCGGGUCGUGGAGGUGUUGUCUCAAACUGGUACCCUCACCCAAUCGGAACGUUAUGAACUGGGUCACAACUGCUCGUCCAACUCGGAGAAAGUGGUCCUUCUCCUGAAAAUCUUGAUAAGCAAAGAGAGAGACCAUUUCAAAGACCUUUGCGCUGCCCUAGAAAAGACGCACCCUCACCUGAAUUCUGCACUUUUAAUGAACGGCGUUGGAGACGUAGAUCAUUCAUCUGGGUCCACCUACAGUGUUUUGUCUACCAUGCCGUCUGACUCUGAAAGCAGCACUUCCCUCAGUAGCGCAGGUACCAUGGGUCAAGCCUCGUCCCCUCCUCCAGCCCAUAUGGAGAACCGCCACGGUCAGAUGAGUGAGAAGAUGGAAGCGGUUCUGUUCCAGCUGAGACAGGUGACCCGCGAGAGGGACGAGCUGCGUAAACGCCUGGCCUUGUCCUCGCCCGGCACCACCUUCGAUGACUGCAGGCCCAACACCAAGUCAGGCCAGGACUACGAGCAUCUGAAGCUGCAGUGUAUGAAGGCCAUGGUGGACCUGCAGUCCUUACAGAACCAACACAGCACAACACUGAAGAGAUGUGAGGAGGCCGUGAAGAAAGCUGACUUCUACCACACGCUCCACAGCCGCCUGGCCGACGAGCUGUCUCCGCUGAAGGAGGAGCUGGAUGCUGUGAGGCAGGACAACAUCCAGCUGGUCAGAGAACACAACCAUGUGAAACAGAGCUGUGAGGAGAUGAGGAGACUACAUGAUGAGGACCAGAGAGAGCUGGGAGACAUGAGGCUGCUUCACCAACAGGUGAUGAGGGAUGGGUCAUCAGAGAUCCUCAACAAGCUGUAUGACACAGCUAUGGGCAAGCUAGAGGGCACCAAGAGAGACUACGAGGCUUUGAGGAAGAGGUUCAAUGAGAAGACAGCCAACCACAACACAGACCUGAGCCGUCUGGAGCAGGCGGAGGAGGAGAACAGGAGGCUACAGAAACAGGUGGACAUGUUGUUGAAGCAGAGAGACGCUGCUACACACUACCAACAACAGUACUCUACCUCUAUGAGGAGGUUUGACUCGACCCAGGCGGAGCUGUCGAAGGCUGCAGUGCAGAACAAGGAGCUACAGAGAGAGAUGGAGCGGCUGCAGACAGAAUCCACACGGCUGAAGACCCAGCAGCUGAAGGCCGUUAAGGACUGUGAGAAGUACAAGGAGGAGAGGGACUCGGUCUUCAAUGAGUACAGACUCAUCAUGAGUGAGAGGGACCAGGUGAUCACAGAGGUGGACAAGCUCCAGACAGGGCUGGAGGUGGCUGAGGCCAAACUGAAGAACACCUCGUCAGAGAAGAGGAUGACCAGCGAAGAGAUGGAGGCACUACGUCAGGAGCUUGGCUCGGCGCUGAUUGACCGAGACAGAGCUAUCUGUGAGAAGAAUGAGCUGCUGGAGAAGUGCUGCCACGAGGUGAAGGACAAGGCUGAGGCCCAGAAGGAGUUGAGCCAGGCCUGUAAAGACAUCCAGACCAUCCGGGAGGAGAGAGACGUAGCCCGCAAGGAGAGGACAGAGGCCAUCAUACAGAGAGACCAGCUACUGAGAGAAUAUUACCAGACUAGACAGAAACAAGACUCGACAACCCUGGACAUGGAGCGGGCCAACAAGGAGAUAGAGGUGCUGAGGAAGCAGUAUGAAGCCAUGUCUCAGGAGCUGAAGGAGGCGACGCAGGAAGCAGAGGUGGCCAAGUGUCGACGCGACUGGGCCUUUCAGGAGAGAGACAAGAUAGUGGCAGAGAGAGAGAGUAUUCGGACGUUAUGUGACAACCUGAGGAGAGAGAGGGACCGAGCGGUGAGCGACCUGGCAGAUGCAUUGAGAAACCUAGAUGAUACCAGGAAACAGAAAAACGAUGCGUCACGCGAACUUAAGGAACUCAAAGAAAGGAUUGAAGACCAGUUGGAAAAGGAGGCCAGUUUUCAUCAGCUGAUGGCUCAUAAUUCACAUGAUUCAGCCAUCGACACAGACUCUUUGGAGUGGGAGACGGAAGUUGUGGAGUUUGAGAAAAACAGAGAGGACAUGGAUUUAAAAGCACUUGGUUUUGACGUUGCCGAGGGGAUGAAUGAGCCAUAUUUACCAGGAGACCGUGGGAUAUUUGUGAGUAAGGUGGACAGAGGAGGUAUUGCUGAAGGAAGGUUAAGAGUGAAUGAUUGGCUGUUGAAGAUUAACAAUGUGGACCUGACCAAUAAGGACAGGAAGCAGGUUCUGAAGGCAGUGCUGAGCGGAGAAGGAGUGAUCAAUAUGGUGGUCCGCAGGAGGAAAUCUCUGGGAGGACGUUUAAUCACUCCUAUUGAGAUCAACCUCACAGGAUACAAAGCCAGUGAUAUAGGGCUGGAGUGUGGGGUGUUUGUAGCUGGGGUCACUCCGGGCUCUCCAGCAACCAAGGAGGGUUCACUCACAGUCGGAGAUCGACUCAUCGCUAUAAAUGGAAUAGCACUAGAUAACAAGUCACUGUCUGAGUGUGAAGCUUUACUGCGGAGCUGCAGAGAUGCUCUCAGCGUCUCUCUCAUCAAGAGUUGCUCCGGCCAGAGUAUCUUUGAAAACCUGAGAGACGCCUCAGAGAAGACAUCCAACUGCCGCUCGCUCCACUCUUGGCACUCCCGGAACUCCAAGAACAACAACAGCUCUACCCAGACAGACAUGUUCUGCCCUGAUAUUGGCUCCAGUGGAGGAGAGAGACACAACCAUCCCAACAAAGACAGGAGUCAUAGCAACGUUGUAGCAGUAGACAACAACAGUAGAGGUGGCUCCAUCUGCCAGCACAAGCCGUUUUCCAGUAGCUCCAUGUACUCCCGCUCUCUAUCCCACAGGGGGAGCUGUCUGCAGCACAGCCCAGUUAGUUCAGGGCCAUUGGGGUCCCCAGAGCCCCACCAGGAUUACUGCUACAGGAGAGGGGAGUCACACAGCAGACGACCUCUCACCUUCACCCCUGUGGCCUCCGACUGUAUCACCCUGCAGAGCACGCUGCUGGACAGAGGAGGAGACAGAGACAGAGGAGGAGACAGAGACAGAGGAGGAGACAGAGACAGAGGAGGAGACAGAGACAGAGGAGGAGACAAAGACAGAGACAGAGGAGGAGACAAAGACAGAGACAGAGGAGGAGACAGAGACAGAGGAGGUGACAGAGACAGAGGAGGUGACAGAGACAGAGGAGGAGACGGAGACAGAGGAGGAGACAGAGGAGGAGAGGAAGGACACACCACUACUCCAGAGAGAGAGAAGCCGAGCGGAGGCACCUGGCCUAAAAUCUUGGUGGGCGCGUCCAUCCUCGAGUGUGCCCAGCUCUCCAUCUAUAAGAAGCCCAAGCAGAGGAAGUCCAUCUUCGACGCAGACACCUUCAAACGGCCCGAGGCGUCCUCCAAACUGGACUACCUCUCCUUGUCCCAGCUAUCAAAACACUCCCCGCAGGACCCUCAGUCUGAGGUGGGGCCACGGGUGGGGAUAGGGCAGACCCCUCCCACCCCACCUCAGAGGAGCGAUUCGUUCAGGUUCAAACACCGCCAGCAGAUCAGCUCUGCCUCGGACUCCACCAUCACCACAGGGACAGGCACCCCUCCAACCCCCCCGGGCCAGGCCCCAGGUGGCCUACCCCUGGUGGGCAAACAACAGGAGGGGGGGGGGCUGGAGGGUCGAGACAGAGACGGAGAUAGGGAAAGGGACAGAGAUGGGGAAAGAGACAGAGAGAGGGACAGAGACAGUGGAAAUCGAGGCAGAGACGGGGACAAUUACUACAUAGACCCUCCUGGAGAGGGGAUGCAGCCAAUAAUCAGUUCCAGGAAGUCAUGUGAUGAGGAUGUAAGCAGGCAGAGGGGGGAGGAGCUGGACAGGGACAGGAGAAGGUACCGUCCCAAAUCAGCCCCUGCGUUACGCCGGAACAUGACCCCUCUACACAUCCACAUCCCUAUCCAGAGUUUCUCUAAUGACGAGGCGUCUCCAGAGCCGGUGGACUUGGUGCGUUUCUCUCCCAUGCGCUCUCAUCGUUACAGCAUGCCUUUGGUACCACCAGGAUACAGCAGCACCAUGACUGCACACCCCGGACACAGAGGUCUAGCCCCGUGUCCUGCUGUCACCGCUGUGAUGAGGAACCCAGUCUAUACUGCCUGGAGCCAUGACGUUCACACAAACCACAACUGUCCUCCUGCACCUACCUCAGACAACCACUCACACUCUCACCCCAGUCCCCAGCACCAAGGUCGUCUGAGCCUGGAUUUGAGCCAACAGCGGUCUGGUGACUUAACGUCAGAUUCAUCACCCUGUAGCCAGACACCACACAGCACCAACUCCCUGCCCUCCAGUACCAGACUGGGUUCCUCUGGUAAUUUACAUUUCCGGCACGAGCGCAUUAAAAUCCCCCCUACUCGAUACCCACGGUCUGUUGCAGGGUCUGAUAGAGGGUCCUUGUCCCACUCAGAGUGCAGCUCCCUGUCCCACUCCACUCCUCCCAUGUCCCCUGCCAAUCUAGAGACAGCGUCCUUUGCCAGCAGCCAAUCACAGAGCUCUAUCUCCACCAGCGCCACCCAGCCCAGGAUAUCAGCCAGCCCUGCCUUAAUAGGGGACCGACGGAAGGACAGGCCCUAUCUGGAGGAGCCCCGUAACGUGACGGUACAGAAGGGGGCAGAACCGCUGGGCAUCUCCAUAGUGAGUGGGGAGAAUGGGGGUGUGUUUGUGUCCAAGGUGACGGCAGGAAGCAUUGCGCACCAAGCACGGCUGGAGUACGGGGACCAACUGCUGGAGUUUAAUGGGAUCAACUUGCGGAAUGCCAAUGAGCAGCAGGCGAGGCUUGUGAUUGGUCAACAGUGUGACACCAUCACCAUCCUGGCUCAGUACAAUCCACACAUGUUCCAGCUGGGAAACCACUCUCGCUCCAGUUCUCGUAUGGAGUCCAUCAGUGGUCAGCCAACCCCCCAGCUCAGCGGAGCCACCACUCCAGACAAUCACUCCGUCAUCGACACCUUGAGUGAGCAAGACGAAGGGACCAUGACACCACCUUCUAAACAGACUACCCCAGCCACCAGCCCUCACAGCUCCUUCAGGCUAUCUUCUCCAGGUGCAGGCUCUCGCAGGGCCCCAGAGGUGAGGCUGGUGCGGCUGAAGAAGCCCCAGGGAGAUUUGGGGGUGCAGCUCUGUGGAGGGAACCUGUAUGGUAUUUAUGUAGAGAGUCUGGAGGAUGACAGCCCUGCCAAGUGUCCCGACGGACUGGUGCCUGGAGACCAAAUACUGGAGUACAAUGGUGUCAACAUGAAGAAUAAGACUGCGGAGGAGGCUUGCCUGGAGAUGUUGAAACCGGCUGAAACGGUCAUGUUUAAAGUCCAACAUCGUCUGGAUGAGCUCACCAUGCUCAAAGACUCACCAGGAGAUGGUUUUUAUAUCAGAGCACUUUAUGAGCGAGUAGCAGAGAUGGAGCUGGAGCUGAGUUUCAAGAAGGAUGACAUCCUGUACAUUGAAGACACGCUACCAAAGGGCAACUUUGGCUUCUGGAUGGCGUGGCAGUUAGAUGAGAGCGCACGCAAGCUGGCACGAGGGCAGGUCCCCAGCAAAUACAUAAUGGACCAGGAGUUCUACAGGAGACACAGCAUGCCUGAUAUGAAGGAUGAGAGCGGUGCCGCCAGUAAGACCCUCUCGGCUGCCGCUCGCAGGUCCUUCUUCCGCAGGAAACAGAAACACAAACGCUCUGGGUCUAAAGACGGGAAGGACCUAGUGGACGCCAUCAGCACUGACUCACUGCCCAUCAUGGAGGAUGGUGUGAGCCUGGCCUACCAGAGGAUCCAGAAGGUAGAGUGUUCCAGCCCCAGACCAGUGCUGGUUCUGGGGCCCCUAGUGGAGGCUAACAAGGACAUGCUGGUGAAGGAGGCCCCCGGGAGGUUCUGUCGGUGCCUACCUGAGGUGAUGAAGGCAUCUCAGCAGGCGAUUGAACGAGGGGUGAAGGACUGCGUCUUCAUCGACUUCAAACGAAGGAGCGGCCAUUUUGAUGUCACAACUGUUGCUUCCAUCAAGGAAAUCACAGAGAAGGAUUGUCACUGUUUACUUGACAUUGCACCCCACGCCAUCGAACGGCUUCACAGCGUUCACAUCUACCCAAUUGUCAUUUUCAUUCGCUACAAAAAUGCAAAGCAGAUAAAAGAACAGAAGGAUCCUCUAUACUUACGGGAUAAAGUCUCUCAGAAACAUUCCAAGGAGCAGUUUGAGAUGGCACAGAAAACUGAACAGGAGUACAGCAAGGUCUUUACAGGUAUCGUCCAAGGAGGAAGCCUGUCCUACAUUUGCACUCAGAUCAUGACUAUAGUGGACCAAGAACAAAGUAAAGUCUUAUGGAUUCCUGAUGGAGCUUUCUAGAAGGUUUCUAGGUGCUUCUAUCUAUGUAACACUUCAACCCUUAACAAGGAAGGUUGGGUAUGAUACACUUAUCCACGGCUAAAUGUUAAAAACUAGUCAACAAUAUCACAUCACUGUUGUUAUAAUAGUCAACUAUGAGGCUUGCAUCCCAAAUAGCACCCUAUUCCCUAUGUAGUGCACUACUUCCCCAAGUAGUGCACUAUAUAUUGGGAAUAGGGUGCUAUUUGGGAUGCAGCCUCUGAUAUACUCUCAACAUAAUUACACUUAUCUGAAAGAUGAAGAUUCAUAUAGCACUGAUUUGUCUCACACCCCACAAAUAGAAGUAAUAAUCCCACUAUAAUGAUGAUGUCAUAGUGAUGCUGUAUACUUCAGACAGGCCUAGAGAUUCGUUUACACUAGUAUUUAAUAUUGUAAUGCUUUUUUACUUGAAUGUUUGUCCCUUAACUCCACCAUGGCACUCCUUGACUCUUCCUGUUCCUAUGGUUCUCAAUCAUAUGUCAGAAUACAAGUUGAUGCAUGGAAUGGAAGAAAACAACAUUUUAGACUUGUCUCAGACCUGUUUGUGCUGUAGUUGUUAUCAUGAUGUCACAACGGAUCUGGGAUCAGUGUAGAAGACCAUGUAAUAACCAUGAUGAACUAUAGUUAUGGCAACAGGCUCAACAUGGGUGCAGCAAGUUUUUCUGAACAGAAUGGAAUGGACCACUGUGUUCUCAUCUUUAUGUAUGUUUUCUUUGUCAUUUCAAUUCUCUAAUCCCAAUCUAAUAAUGUUGGUUAUGGACCUUCCUUUAUAGCCUACAAAUGUAGCAGUUAGUGAACAGAAAUGAUUGUGUAUGUUGCAUUUUUUCCCUCUGUUGUUUGUCAUAUAAUUUACAUAUUUAAAGACAAAUGUAUGACAAAUUUGCAUGAUUCUUUUUUUUCCCAAGUUGAUGUAAAUGACAGACGUUUGUUUUACAACCCACUUACUGUUCUCAAUGCAAAAUUCCAGGUUAUAUAUGUUUCCUUCUGUAUGUUGUGCCAAAUGAAACAGAUUUGUUCUGCACCAUUUAUCCUUCAACCUAGUAAUGCUUGAACACUAAGAAAUGCAAUAAUACUUUACCGUAGGUACGAUAGUUUCACCAUGAGAAAAUGUAUGUGUUGUAGAGUUGUUCCAAAGUUCCUAACAUUUCAUACAUUUCCUAAUGGGCAUCUCUCUAUUACCCGAAAUGUAGAAUUUAUAAAAGGGAUAUUUUAUUUCUGUUCUAGGGGUUUGAAUGAACCAAAUUAAGAGGAUGAAUUCAUAAAUUUCAACAUUAUGAUAAACUGGUAAAUUACUUUUCCUUUUUUCUCUAUAAUAUUGCAUCUUCUCAUGUUGGUUGAAACACGAAAGUAGACUAUAGAUAUAACUUCACUUCUCAAUGAAAUUAUAUUAUUUGUAUCAAAUGUUAAGGAAAAUAAAUACAUGUGGGGAACGUUG